AUGACUAGUGAAGAUUUGUCUUUCCAAUAUGAUAUUGGAAGGAGAAGCAAUUAUGUGGGAAGCGGCAAGGAAGUGCAAGUCGAGCGCAUCAAUGCUUAUAUUUGCAACCCCACUUACAACACGAACAAAGCUUUGAUUUUGGUUCAUGAUAUAUACGGAUGGCAGUUCUCAGACACCAGAUAUGUCGCCGAUAUUCUUGCAUAUAAUGGAUAUGUAACCAUCUGCCCAGACUUUUUCCUGGGAAAAGAACCUUGGAAACCCACUGAUAAAUGGAAGGAUUUUGCGGACUGGUUAAAACACCGAGAUCCCACGAAAGUGAAUAAGACAACUGCUAUUUUUGUGAGGUAUCUAAAGGAGCAGUUCAGUGCAACGAACAUUGGUAUCGUUGGGUUCUCCUGGGGUGGAAUGGCCGUACAUCACUUGAUGCUGACAACCCCUGAAUUAAAGGCUGGGGUAUCCCUCUACGGAAUCAUCAGGGACUCAGAUCAGAGGUAUGACUUGCUGAAUCCCACCUUUUUCAUAUUUGGCGGAAAAGAUCACACAAUUUCUCUCGAUCAGGUGACUUUGCUGGAAGAAAAACUGAAAGAGUACUGCAGGGUGCCCUACAAAGUUAAGGUGUAUCCUAAACAAGUUCAUGGUUUUGCCCAGUGUAAGCCUGAGGACAUGAAGCCGGAAGACGUGCCUUACAUUGAAGAAGCAAGAAUGGAUAUGAUGAGCUGGCUGAACAGAUACAUGAUGGUUUGAAGCCACAAACAGCCCCUCUGCUCUGUUCUUGACUCUCAGAGUUGAGGAGCACAGUAUUAUCCAUCAGACUUUGAAGUAGAUAAAUGACGUCGGAAAGA
Molecule: messenger RNA, 842 nt
Organism: Varanus komodoensis (Komodo dragon)
Lineage: Eukaryota; Metazoa; Chordata; Lepidosauria; Squamata; Varanidae
Product: carboxymethylenebutenolidase homolog
Exons: 5
Coding region: 1-744 (247 amino acids)
Molecular function (GO): hydrolase activity
Source: RefSeq, a predicted model, not a curated record